Nothobranchius furzeri (turquoise killifish) is the source of this 2392-nucleotide messenger RNA. RefSeq names its product X-ray repair complementing defective repair in Chinese hamster cells 1 (gene xrcc1). Gene Ontology annotation, cellular component: nucleus. Lineage: Eukaryota; Metazoa; Chordata; Actinopteri; Cyprinodontiformes; Nothobranchiidae. Gene Ontology annotation, molecular function: damaged DNA binding. The record is from RefSeq and is a predicted model, not a curated record. Gene Ontology annotation, biological process: double-strand break repair via nonhomologous end joining; base-excision repair; single strand break repair.
UUUGGAAGUUACGUCAGGUUGUCAAAUGUGCAGCCUUUUGGUGGGAAAAUGUGGACACCCUUUCGCUCGUUUUACGUUAAAUUAAGCGUGUUAACACGAACAUUCAGUAGUUUACUUUGCUGACAAAGAAACGGGUAUUUGUCAAGCAUACAGCAGUGUAAACAUUUUGUGCGCAGCAGUCAUUUAAAUACAACGAAUUACCAAACGAAUGAGGAAAAGUUCACUAUCUAUUGUUUGCUAGCAUGCUAUCAGCUUAGUCAACAGCUUGUUUAACGCAGACUAACGAGAGAAGUACAGCCACUAAACGAAAUCUGGUUUCGUUUUAUGUGUCUUGAACCUGAUACGGAUUCGCUAGAUCUUUAAAGCGCUCGGUUGACGGUUUUUAUGGUUAAGUAAGUUUGAACUUGUCAAAAUAUGCCAGAAAUCCAACUGAAACAUGUCGUGUCCUGCAGCUCAGAGGACAGUACGCAUAAAGCAGACAAUCUCCUGAGCUCAGACACCUACAGAAAGUGGAAAGCAGCAAGACCCGGAGAGAAACAGACAUCAGUCAUUCUGCAGUUUGAGAAGGAGGAGCAGGUGCACAGCAUUGAUAUCGGAAAUGAAGGAUCGGCUUUCAUCGAGGUGUUGGUGGGAAAUUCUUCAGCUGUCAGAGACCAGGACUAUGAGGUCCUUCUUGUCACUUCGUCCUUCAUGUCCCCCACUGAGAGCCGCAAUGGCACCAACCUGAACCGCGUACGCUUCUUUGGUCCCAACCAGCUGCAGAAGAGCACAGCCCAGGAGAAAUGGGACAGAGUGAAACUUGUCUGCAGCCAGCCAUACAGCAAGAGCAUCGCCUACGGGAUUGCCUUUGUGAAGUUCCACUCACCACCCGACAAAAACGAUCCUCCAACAUCGUCUCCAAAACUAACAAAGCUGGGACAGUUCAAGGUGAAGGACGAGUCUCCGCCAUCCGGGUCCAGCAUUCAACCCGGCAGUCUCUUCUUCAGCCGAGACAAGGCAGCCAAGCCCAGCACUUCCCUUAAAGCAACUCCUCAGAGUGACAAGUUGAGCUACGCUGCAGCAGCUCUGCAGACAGGAGGCAGCAGCUCUCACUCAUCGGGUCAAGCGCCCUCCUCCAGCUCUGCCUCACCGCAGCCACCACCAGCAAAAAGAAAAUUUGAGUUCAGCAAAGAGCGACAGUCUGCCCCCGGCCCUUCCUCGAAGAAAACAAGUCCUGCUGGGUCACCCGAGACCAAAGCCGCCACCCCCAAGCACAAGCCGAGCCCUGUGAGCACUCCCAGCCCAAGCGCUGCUAAAGCUUCAUCAGGACACAAGUCUGCAGAGAAGAAGGAGAAGCAGCCUAAACCAGAGCCCAAGCCUAAGCAGACAACCAAAUCUAAGAACAAGCAGCAGGUUUCGUUCAAUCAGAUCAUGGAGGGGGUGGUGUUUGUCCUCAGCGGCUUCCAGAACCCGUUCAGAGGGCAGCUGAGGGACAUGGCUCUGGAGAUGGGAGCAAAGUAUCGACCCGACUGGACUCCUGACUCGACACACCUCAUCUGUGCUUUUGCCAACACCCCCAAGUACAGUCAGGUGAAAUCAGCAGGCGGCAUCAUCGUUCGGAAGGAAUGGGUGCUGGACUGUCACAAGAGGAAACAGAAAAUUUCAUAUAAACGGUAUUUGAUGGAUGGAGCUGAGUCGAGCUCGGAGAGCGAAAUGGAGGUGGAUGACCAGAGUGAAGAGGACAUAAAAACAAAGACUCCACAGAAGCAGCAGACUCCUAAAAAGACACCAAUAAAGAAGGAUGAAGAUGAUGAGUAUGGUGGCUCGACUGAUGUGGACGAACCAGGAGGUGAUGAUGAUGAUUCUGCGUUGGACACAGAGGAUGAGCUGCAGAGGGUUUUGGAAAGCCGUCAGAAGAAGGUUCCCGGAGAGAAAACGCCAGUUAAAGAGGAGGAUCCGUACGGAGGAUCGACAGAUGAAAACACGGAUGCUGAAGCCGAGGUGGAUCAUCCCAUCCCAGAGCUACCAGAUUUUCUACGCGGGAAGCACUUUUUCCUCUACGGUAAAUUCCCGAACAACGAAAGGCGGCUUCUGCUUCGGUACAUCGUUGCCUUUAAUGGAGUGAUUGAGGAGUACAUGUCGGAUAAAGUGCAGUUUGUUGUGACCAGUGAAGGAUGGCACGAGUCUUUUGAAGAUGCGCUGAAGGAGAACAGCAAUCUGCACUUUGUCAAACCAGCAUGGAUUUAUGCAAUCAAUGAGCGACAGAAGAUGCUGCCUUAUCAACAUUACAUGGUUGUGCCCCUGUAAUAAUAAUGAAAAUGGAUUGAGAGGCAGAUGGAAAAGCCAUAGCUGUUUGUGUAUUUUUAAAGUUCAUUCGUCUCACUUCAAGGAAGCAAUAAACAUUGUCUGUUUA